AUGGGCCUCCCGGAGGUUCAGGAGCGCAUCGACCAGCUGUACGGCGAUCGCAAUGCGAAGAACUUUCGCGAAGGCCUGGGCAAGGGAUUGGUAUCAGUCGGUAAGGGCGUGUUCGCCGGCGUCGGAGGGCUCAUCGUGGCGCCGGUCGCGGGGCUGGUGCAGCAAGGCGGCGUCGGGCUAAUCAAGGGAACGUUUUUGGGGGUUGCAGGUGCCGUCGUUUUGCCGACCGUUGGGAUCGUGCAAGGCGUGCGGCAGCUGGGCGAGGGGAUUAAGAACACUCCCGACGCGGUUCGGGAGAUGAUGAAAAGGGAUAAGUGCGAGGAGGAGGCGGAGAGCGCGGAGGUGGUGGAGGAUGCCGAAGCGGAUAAGGUCAACGAAGAGACGUACUCGCACACGCGCGAAGCUGUUGAGAAAGUCGCGCUCGAAGACGAAGCCGCGAAAUCCGCCGCGAAACCCGCGGAACCUUCUGAAGCCGCCACGGCGGCGCCCGCAGAAAAACGGGAGAAGCGGGAGGUUAAGGAGGAGGAGCUGUAUGUGGCUCUGGAGGUGCCGACCGACGCGACGUCCGCGGAGAUCAAGAAGGCUUACUUUAAGGUGCGUGGUGGUGUAAGGGAGGGGCGGAGUUUUGAGCUAGCGCGUACGUGCCAUCCCGACAAGGUCCCUGACGACGAAGCCGCCAAGGCCAAGUUCCAAGCCAUCGGCGAGGCGUACCAAGUCCUCAUGGACCCCGAGUCGCGCGAGAAGUACGACCGUUACGGCCGCGCUGCGCUCGACGGCACAUUCAUGGAUCCCGGCUAUUUCUUCACCAUGUCCUUCGGCGCGGAGAAGUUCAAGCCGCUUGUCGGAGAGCUUACUAUCGCGCACACGGCGGCGGGGAAUCUGACAGUAGAGGAGGUGAAGAGGUGGCAGGUGAAGAGAGAGAAAGAGCUCGCGGCGAUUCUGGUGAAGCGGCUGGAGCCGUGGAUGUCGGGCGACGAAGAAGGAUUUGUGCGCGACGCCGUGAAGCAGGUGGAUGAGCUCAAGGGCGAGGCGUUCGGCGUCGCGUUCCUGCAGUGUAUCGGCUACACCUACUACACGCGCGCGCAAGUGCUGCUGGGCAUGACGGUGAUGCUGGGCAUUCCCAACUUCGUGAAUGCGGCCAAGGAGUCCAACCACGCGAUGAAGACUCGCCACAACGCCAUCGGCGCUGCGUUUAAGCUAGCGGACAUGCAAGUCACGGUGGACCCCAGCAAGGCCCCUAGCCAGCAGCAUCCACCGCCGCUCCGUGCUUCCCCCCCAACACCUCCCUCCAUCCCCUCCCCCCCCAACGACAGGCUAGCGGAGAUGCAGGUCACAGUUGACCCUCACAAGCCGCCCAGCGAGCAGCCCAACAUGCCCGAGUUCCUCAACUCCGUCUGGAUGAUAAGCGUGCUGGAUAUAGAAAGUACACUGCGCCACGUGGUGGAGCUUGUAGUGAAAGAUAAAACUGCUUCUAAGGAGGACAGGAAGAAGAGGGCCAGUGGCAUCAUGCGCUUGGGGAAGAUCUUCCAGGAAGCGUAG
Messenger RNA from Closterium sp. Naga37s-1, 1539 nucleotides. The record is from the annotation of a GenBank genome assembly. NCBI's taxonomy places the organism in Eukaryota, Viridiplantae, Streptophyta, Zygnematophyceae, Desmidiales, Closteriaceae.